This is a messenger RNA of Danio aesculapii, 2204 nucleotides long. It is a transcript of the gene syt13, whose product is annotated as synaptotagmin XIII. Lineage: Eukaryota; Metazoa; Chordata; Actinopteri; Cypriniformes; Danionidae. Gene Ontology annotation, molecular function: calcium ion binding; calcium-dependent phospholipid binding; clathrin binding. Gene Ontology annotation, biological process: calcium-ion regulated exocytosis; regulation of calcium ion-dependent exocytosis; cellular response to calcium ion. The transcript is spliced from 6 exons. The record is from RefSeq and is a predicted model, not a curated record. Bases 151 to 1416 code for a protein of 421 amino acids.
GCCACUCUGUGUGUCUUCACUCCUCUCCUCUCUCCUCCUCUGCCAGCAUGGAGUCACAUCAUCACUGAAGUGUGGAUUUGCUCCUCUUGUUUUCUCCUCUUCUCUUCAUUCGGUGUGUGUGUGUGUUUGGGUGUCUGUUCCUGGGCAGGAAUGCUGGUGUCGGCGACAGCACUGUUGGGGGCUACGCUGGGCACCGUGUCUGGAGUGUUGACACUAUGUGGUCUCUCCCUGCUUUGCAAGAGCUGUAAAAAGGGGAAACUUGAGAGUGGAGAUGAGACUGACCCAGAGAAAGCCAAACCUAGUAUCCUGCAUACUCUGACACAGUUCAGUGUGCAUAAGUGCACUGAACCCAUCCAGCCUCAAGCAUCUCUGAAGUUUCCUCAAAUCUACCGGCCCAAACCUUCUGUGACUUCUCAAGAGGUGAUAAACUACAAAGAACAUGGAGCUUCCAAUGACACGUCUGCAGCCGAGCUCGACACCUGUAACCAGGCAACCGAACGUGAGGAGAUUUUCUCCCUCCCGCGGCAAGCGUCUUCUGAUGAAACACCUUGCACAGCUGAGCAAACUGGUGCCAUGACGACAAGUAGCUCCAUCCUGUAUCCGAAACUGCACUUCUCCAUCAGCCUGCACAAAGAAAGCGGAGAGCUACACAUUAACAUUGUUGAAGCGGAGAAUAUAUCAGUGGAAGCAGGAUGUGAGGGAUAUAUAUCAGGGUGUGUCAGUGUCUCUGAAGAGCAGAAACAUGCACACACAGCGGUCCACAAGCUGGCAGCGCAUGUGCAGUGGGGUGAGGAGCUGGUGUUUGCACUACCUAUGGAGGGCACAGAAGACACUGACAGUCUAGAUGGAGAGGUGGCCCUUUCCCUUCACUGCUGUGACCGAUUCUCCCAUAACUCCACUCUGGGCAUGAUGCGCUUCAAGCUGGCUGAUGUAAGCAUGAUGUUGGACGCCGACUGCUGGGUUGACUUACAGCCACCCAAACAGCAGGAAGUGACAUCAUCCACCGGAGAGUUACUAUUAUCGCUCAGUUAUCUACCAGCAGCCAACAGACUUGGAGUUGUAGUAAUGAAGGCUAGAGGACUCCAGUCAGAUAAACUCAAAGACAACAUAGAUCUAUCCGUAAAGCUGACCUUAAAGCACCAAAAUGCCAAGCUGAAGAAGAAGCAGACGCGACGAGUAAAGCACAAGAUGAAUCCAGUCUGGAACGAGAUGAUGAUGUUGGAGCUUCCAAGUGAGCUUCUGGCUAAAUCCAGCGUGGAUUUGGAGGUACUGAACCUGGCCAGCCCUGGGACCCUGCUCCCUCUGGGCCGCUGCAUGCUGGGGCUCCAGACAUCCGGCACUGGCCUGCAGCACUGGAAACAGAUGCUAGAUAAUCCACGCAAACAAAUCGCAAUGUGGCAUCCUCUAUACACCUAAUGUACAGGGUGAUAGUCUCCAAAGCACCACCAAUAUGAUCAGUUAAGCGUGUGGUUGGGUUAAGCUAGUACUCUAUUCCUGUGUAAAAAUAUGCAGUACUUCAAUAUAUUCAAUAUUUAAGUAGAUAUGUGUGAACCCAGUUGUUAUUAUUUGGUAAAGUGAAAGUAAAAGCUGAAGGGAGACUGUCACAUUCAGUACUAAUAUUGUUACACAGUAGUUUAGAGUAUUUUAAAGUGAUGCAUUUACCUUUGGUGUUGUUGUUCAUGUGUGGUUAAAGUACUCAAUGCUAUUUUAAACAGGUCCAACUUGAAGAAAUCCUCAUCUCCCUCUAUAUGUGAAAUACAAAAUAUGACUAAAAACACCGAUAUUUAGUGAGUAUCAUAGUGACUGAUGGGAAUAAGAGGGAAACAGUUUAUGUGCAAUCUGAUGUAAGGUGAAAAGCUGGGCUGAAUCAGGUCAGAGGAAAGGAUAAACCACUGUAUCUUACCAGGUUUGGCAGGAGAGAUAACGAUAAAGGAACAAUCACAACAAAUAAUACGUGAAAACAGACUCUGCCAAAUGAUGUUAUAUGAUCCACAGGCAGCAGUUCUCAGACAGCAUCAGAAUGCAGAAGGGAUUCUGUUAGUUUUGCUGUCACAGCUGGAGUGAUAGAGAACUGAUCACUUACUGUAGAUUGAUUGUGGCCGGUACAUUUACAGGAGUUACGCACUACAUUAUUAUACAGGGUCUCAAUAAGGCAGCUUUAUUCUUCUCAAGAUGCAUGUAUACAGGAUGUAGUCCUGUGUAAU